AUGGGAGAUCAACCGGUGACGAGGGCAGACUUUGACGAGUUAGCUACAAUGGUCAAAGUUCUGUCAGAUAAGUUCAUGUCAUUGACGACUAAGGGGGUCGACGUCGCUAACAACAACAGCAAUAGAAACAAUAACAACAGAAACAGCGACAACAACCGCAACAACAACAACCCUACUACUGAUGACUCGAGUUCUGAGGAUGAGGAAGUUGUGCCCGAAGAGGGAGGUGAACGUGGGAAUCACCAUGAUUACCGCGUGAAGGCUGAUAUUCCCUUGUUUCACGGAACAAUGGGGGUGGAAGAAUUUAUGGACUGGCAGAUCGAUGUUGACAGGUUUUUCGACGUCAUGGACGUCCCGGAAAAUAAGCAGGUUAAGAUGGUGGCGAUCAGGCUGAAAAGUACCGCAGCUGUUUGGUGGGAUAGACUUGUUGUUCAGAGGAAGAGGCAAAAGAAACGCCCUAUUCGAACUUGGAGAAAGAUGAAACGGUUAAUGCUUGAAAGAUUUUUACCUGAAGAUUAUGAACAAAUUCUGUAUAAGAUGUAUAUUGAAUGUGUUCAGGGCAAGCGAUCAAUGGCUGAGUACACGGCUGAAUUCUUACGUUUUUCUGAACGUAAUGAAUUAGGUGAGUCCGAGAAUCAGAAAGUGGCUCGUUAUAUUAGUGGUUUGAAAAGUUCGUUGCAAGAGAAGAUGGGAUUACAGACUAAUAAUGUUGAUGACAAAGAGAAAAGUGCAGAAACCAAAGAUUCAAACCCUGUUAACAAAGCAGGCAGUUCUGGCAGUGCACCGCAAGGAAAGGCCUCCGUCCAAAAACAACAUAACCCUUAUGCGAAGCCUACUGGUGAUACUUGUUACCGUUGCGGGGGGAAGGGUCACAGGUCCAAUGUGUGUCCAUCAAGGAGGGUUACUGGAGUAGUGGAGGAAAGGGAUGAUGAUGAUGAUGAUGAGCAUCUUGCUGACAAAGAUGAAUACGCAGAAGUUGAAUUUGUUGAAGAAGAAUCUGAUGAGAGGGUAAGUUUUGUGUUGCAAAGAACUUUACUAGCAUCCAAAGAUGAAGGGCAGCGCAAAAAUUUAUUUAAAACACAUUGUUCUAUCAAGAACAAAGUGUGUAAUCUGAUUGUGGAUACUGGCAGCACGGAAAAUCUAGUGUCGCAGAAACUAGUAGACUAUUUGAAGUUAUCCACUGAACCUCAUCAGAAGCCAUACACCCUCGGUUGGGUAAGCAAGGAUUCCCAAGUUCGAGUUACACUAGCUUGCAAAGUUCCUACUCCAUUGGAAAGCAUUACAGAGAAAAGACCUUGGCAAUUUGAUAAUGAUAUCACUUAUCGAGGACGAGAUAAUGUGAUGAUGUUUACAUGGGGCACACAAAAGAUUACUAUGGCUCCUGUUUUACACUUUGAAAAGAACCAAAGGGAAAAGAAGUCUAGCUUCUUGUUGAUGACGCAAAGUGAAGAGGAGCUUAAUAAAGAUGUUAAAGAAGCUGUCAAGGCUAAGUUAGAAGAUACUAGGCAAAAGAAUAAAGCAGUUGCUGAAAAAUGUAGAAGUGUUAAAGUUUUCAAUGUAGCAAAUAUAUAUGAAUACCAUGUCGUUGAGAUGCAACAGUCAUAUGCAUAG
Molecule: messenger RNA, 1611 nt
Organism: Trifolium pratense (red clover)
Lineage: Eukaryota; Viridiplantae; Streptophyta; Magnoliopsida; Fabales; Fabaceae
Exons: 4
Coding region: 1-1611 (536 amino acids)
Molecular function (GO): nucleic acid binding; zinc ion binding
Source: RefSeq, a predicted model, not a curated record